Messenger RNA from Esox lucius (northern pike), 4548 nucleotides. RefSeq names its product T-box transcription factor 5a (gene tbx5a). Gene Ontology annotation, molecular function: RNA polymerase II cis-regulatory region sequence-specific DNA binding; DNA-binding transcription factor activity, RNA polymerase II-specific. The transcript has 9 exons. Gene Ontology annotation, cellular component: nucleus. Bases 486 to 2066 code for a protein of 526 amino acids. Gene Ontology annotation, biological process: cardiac left ventricle formation; positive regulation of DNA-templated transcription; pattern specification process. The record is from RefSeq and is a predicted model, not a curated record. Lineage: Eukaryota; Metazoa; Chordata; Actinopteri; Esociformes; Esocidae.
CUAGCCUACGCUGCUCGUCACAGACUCAGAGCUUCCGCUUCGUGUGGUGGGGAAUUGGUGCGCGGAGAAAGAGAGAGAGGGAGAGAGAGAGCGAGAGAAAGGUGGUGACGGACCUGCUUCUCUGGAACACUGCAAUACUGCUAUGUUCUAUUACAAGGGAAGGUUUCCCGAACAACGGUGCUUGACACGAAAAUGUGCAAUAAAGUAAUACGGCACGCGCUGUAUUAGCAACCAAUUGCAGGAGUCUCUAGUCUUCACUUUUGCGUUUUCGCCUGCUCGCUCUGUCGGCUCCAACUGACGAUUCAGAAAAUCCAUGGAGAUACUGCAUAGCCGUUUCGGGCUCCACAUUGGGAUUAUACACUGAAUUGAGUGGAAACUUCAAAAACAACAACAAAGACCACUGGUGUGUGCAUAGCUUCACGAGAUUGAAAGUGACGUAGCCUAUUUGGCUGGAAGUUGGGGCUUUGGUAUCUGGAGCUCCAGACAUGGCGGACCAGGAGGAAACAUUUGGGCUGCAAAAUUCGCCCAGUGGUCCAGAAACAAAGGAAUUACACUCUGAAAGUAAAGCAGAGAAACCAAAUGGAACUUCCAGCAAAUCGCCUUCCUCCCAAACAACAUAUAUUCAACAGGGAAUGGAGGGGAUAAAAGUCUACCUGCAUGAACGGGAAUUGUGGGCAAAGUUUCACGAAGUGGGGACGGAGAUGAUUAUCACUAAAGCAGGAAGGCGAAUGUUUCCCAGUUUCAAGGUGAAGGUCACUGGAUUGAACCCUAAAACGAAAUAUAUCCUCCUGAUGGAUGUCGUGCCUGCUGACGACCAUCGCUACAAAUUCGCUGAUAAUAAAUGGUCUGUGACCGGGAAGGCAGAACCUGCAAUGCCAGGGAGGCUCUAUGUUCACCCGGACUCUCCUGCAACGGGUGCACACUGGAUGAGGCAGCUUGUCUCUUUCCAGAAGCUGAAACUGACAAAUAACCACCUGGAUCCUUUUGGACACAUUAUCCUGAACUCCAUGCAUAAAUACCAACCCAGGAUUCAUAUCGUGAAAGCGGAUGAAAAUAACGGCUUUGGCUCCAAAAACACUGCUUUCUGUACACACGUUUUCCCCGAGACAGCAUUCAUUGCGGUUACGUCCUACCAGAACCACAAGAUAACCCAGCUGAAGAUAGAGAACAAUCCAUUCGCUAAAGGCUUCCGUGGGAGUGAUGAUAUGGAGCUUCACCGGAUGUCAAGAAUGCAAAGCAGCACUAAGGAGUACCCAGUGGUCCCACGUAGCACAGUACGCCAGAGGGUUGGUACCAGUCAGAGCCCGUUUCCCGGGGAGGCGCAGGGCAUGGCCGCCCCCAGUGGCCUGGCCUCCCAGUACAGCCAGUGUGACAACGGGGUCACCAGCACCUCCCAGGAUCUGCUGCCUCAGUCUGGCUCCUACCCCCUCCCCCACGAGCACAGCCAGGACUUCCACUGCAUCAAGAGGAAAGCAGUGGAAGAGGACGCCCACCCAGGGGAGCACGCCUACAAGAAGGCUUACCUGGAGAGCUCCUCCAGUGAGGACGACCAUUACUACCGUCCCGUCAGCUACUCGCAGACCUUGGGUCUGCCCGGGGGACCCUACAGGACCGAGUCGGGCCAGAGGCAGGCCUGUAUGUACGCCAGCGCCUCCCAGGGGGCGGAGCCCGUCCCCAGCCUGGAGGACAUCAGCUGCAACACCUGGGCCGGCGUCUCGCCCUAUGGCAGCUGCUCCGUCACCACUAUGCAGCCAAUGGAGCGGUUGCCAUACCAACACUUCUCUGCCCACUUCACCUCGGGGCCCUUGGUGUCCAGACUGAGCGGGGUGGCAGGCCACGCCUCCCCGCAGCUGGGCGACGCCCACCACGCCAUGUACCAGGGCUCCAUGGCCCACCAGACUCUGGGCCGCCAGUGCAGUCCUGUGGCAAGCAUCCAGUCGCCCACCGCAGGUCUCCAAGGCAACGAGUACCUGUACUCCCACGGGAUUCCGCGCACGCUGUCGCCUCAUCAGUACCACGCGGUGCACAGUGUGAGCAUCAUGCCCGAGUGGAAUGAGAGCAGCUGAGAAGACAUUCUUCAUAGAUAAGGAUGGUGAAGUUGGAGGAAGAAGGGCUUUCAAAGGGUUGGUCUUCAGAUACAUCUAUAUUUAUAUUUUUGAAGCUAUAUACAGUACGGCAGAACAGUCUCAUGAGAUGAAUGAGACAUGAACACGUAAAGCGUUGGACUUUGCUGCUCUUAGGAAGCCUGAACGUCUUUGCAGAUAAUUUGUUAUUGAGCCUAUGGGAGAAACAUCACGAGGAUGGGCAAAAGAAGGUGAAUAAAAGCCUUGGCCAUAAUGUUAAGGAGAUUUGAGGACAAGAAAGGGUUUAAUCAAACCCAUAUUGCAGUAUUUACACAGUAGCUCUUUUUCCCAAUGGUGAAAGAAACUGAGACUGGUGAUGGGUACUGUAAUAAAAACCCACAAACACUACCAGGGUGACCCCCCUCAAAGGUAUGCUUUCACUUUUCAGAAUUAGAAGUGUGUGUGGGCACGGGAGGAAUACUGUAAGCAAAGGCACUGUGUAAACAUUGCCAUAGCAAGUUUGAAUGAAUCCAAGCCUAAAUCCAAGUUAAAAAAGUAAUGCUUUUUCCAUGAGGGACUGAAGCGCUGAAGUGUCUUUAUUAUGAAACCUCCAUUUUCAAAUGGUUCCAUUUUGAUAGUAUGUUUUACAUCUUGGUGUUUGAAUUAUGAAUGUUUUAUUUCUUUUCUGCUGCAAGUACAAAGCUCUUUUACUUUUAUUUUGUAGAUUUGUAGAUGUUUUAGAUUGUGUGAAAAUCAAACUAAUACUUUUUGUUUUGGUCUGUUUGAGUUAACUGCUUACCUUCUUAAACCAACAGGAAAUUCAGAGGUGUGGCUCUUUGCGGGAGUUGGUGGGGGGGGUCAAAUAAUUGCUUGAUUGAGUCGUUAAACAGAAUUUCAAAAGAAAGAAAAUGUUUUAAAUACUUCCAAAAACAUUGUAUUGGCUUCCUGAGUGGCGCAGCAGUCUAAGGCAUUGUGGAGCAGUCUGUGUCAAGGUUAGUCUGUUCCACUAGACUGGCUGUAAACAGGAGACCCAGAAAGAGAGUCCACACUAACCAGCUCUGUCCAGGAUCGGGGGAGGGAUAGCUCAUGUGGAUCUCCUUGUUUCAUUGCAUUCUAGUGACUUGUGUGUGUGGGGGGGGGUGACUUCAUAAUGGCAGAGGCGGACAUGCCUGGUAGUGUCUUCCUGGUUCAGCGAGAAAUAUGAUAAAAAGCAGCACAUCUUGGCAGCGGGUACAUGUCCGAUCUUCAACUCUCCCAAGCCAGUCAGAGUAGCAGCAAUGAACCAAAGACGUAACUGCAGAUUGUAUACCAUACAGUUGAGAGGAAUAGAGGUAAAAUUAGGGGGGGGGGGGGGGGCACCAAUCCUCAGCCCUGGUGUGUUGUCCAUCUAUGUCGUACCCCUAAGGCACCUUAUUGCUAAUAAAAAACUGUUUACCAACUAAAUGAGAAUAGUAAAAAUAAAAAUUUGAUUUUUGUCAUACCUGUGGUAUAUUGACAUUCAUGGCUCAACCACCCAGUUUAAAAUGGCUUGUAUAUUAAGGCUUUCAGCCAGUCAGCAUCCAGAAUCCACACUAACCAGGUAAUAGCAGAAAUAAUCUUAUAUGGUUACAAGUGUUUUAAAUGGUGAAUGUAGGUGAAAGUGUGUACUGUGAUAUCCUCCCUUACCCUGGCAUGAAACAUGGAAACGUUUUCGUGCGGUUUUCAGUUUGUCCAGGGAGCGUGUGUUACAUGUGUGUCCGGUAUUUGUGUGAAACAGAAGCUAAGAAACCAGAAACCUCCUGACAUUGAACCAUAGUUCUCAUUCAGAUAUAGCUCCAAUAAAAGGCAGAAGCCAGAUUUGAUUACGAGGUGAUUGCAUCUUUAUUUUGGAGAAAAUUAUUUACUAGUGCAGAUUUCUUUUAUGUGUUUUACCCAGUAAAUAUGUUGUUUCUCAGUAUUUUCAUUUAUAACAAUUGGCACUUCUCCCAUGACUAGUCCUGAACUACAGCAAACAACAAAUACAUGUUUGGUAUAUGAUGCCUUUAAAAAUGUAGAAUGUAAAGAAUGAGGCAAACCUGUCUCCCUCUAUAACAGCAGGUAUAUGAAAACUUGGUCAUUGCAGAGAUUAUACAAGCUCAAAACAUACACAUCUGUCAAAUACAAAAUGUCUGCCAAUAUAUGGAAAUCAUGGUAUAUGUUAAAGGUCAGUGUUAUGUACAGACAAAUGCUUAUUUUUAAAAUGCUUGUAGUCGAUAGAAUGUUACUUGUCGAUUGUAUUUAUUUUUUCCCUGUAUUGUACAUCAACUUGAUUUUAUUCUGUCAAAUUAAAUGUUAGACAGACCUGUACUUUUUGUUACUUUGCUAUUUAGGCUCAAUGUCUUUUCUUUUUUAAUUAUACUGCUUUAGAAAUAAUGACAUUAAUUUACAGUUUCCAAAAGUCUAAGAAAGAGAUAGAAAUUGAUUACUUUGUUGUAAAUAAGCACACGUGUAUAUAGAAUACAGAAAA